Messenger RNA from Sporothrix schenckii 1099-18, 498 nucleotides. RefSeq lists its product as uncharacterized. Gene Ontology annotation, molecular function: nucleobase transmembrane transporter activity. Bases 1 to 498 code for a protein of 165 amino acids. Gene Ontology annotation, cellular component: plasma membrane. The record is from RefSeq and is a predicted model, not a curated record. The transcript has a single exon. Lineage: Eukaryota; Fungi; Ascomycota; Sordariomycetes; Ophiostomatales; Ophiostomataceae. Gene Ontology annotation, biological process: nucleobase transport; transmembrane transport.
AUGAAUGCUGUUCGGCGCCGUGUGCGCGCCGCCAAAGCUGACGUCCAGGCCAAGCGCCACAAAGAGGGAUGGAUCCUCGCGCGCCAGCCGAUGACGUUUGCCGACAACACCACCUGGAGCAACCGCGACUCGGACGUCACGCCCCUCGACCAGCGCACGUGGACCGCGUGGACGAUUGUGGGCUACUGGUUCAGUGAUGUGCUGUGCGCGCAAAGCUGGAGUGGCGCGUCGGCUAUUAUCGCGGUCGGCCUGACAUGGCGCGAGGCUACAUAUUGCUUGAUUCUGGGCACGCUCACGCUAGCAGCACCACUGUGCCUCAACGGUGCCGCCGGCGCCGAGCUCCACGUGCCGUUCCCGAUUGUAGCCCGGUCAAGUUUCGGCUUUCUGUUUAGUCGCUUUGCCAUUGUCAUCCGCAUGGUGACCGCAUUGUUCUGGCAUGGCAAGUCACAUCUUUCUCCCAUGCAAUGUCAGACUCCAACUAUGUCUUGCUAUCAUUAA